Molecule: messenger RNA, 449 nt
Organism: Moneuplotes crassus
Lineage: Eukaryota; Ciliophora; Spirotrichea; Euplotida; Euplotidae
Source: the annotation of a GenBank genome assembly
GUAAAUAUAAAUUAUUUAGUUCAACUAUGCAAAAUUUUGGAAACAGUAUACAGCAGGUGCUUUCUGUUAAUUGGAGAAUCAUGUCAUGAAUAGCCCUCAAUCCAAUAUUUACCAUAAUUUUGAUAUUAAUUGUUCUCAUUCUCACCAGAACUGGGUUGAUCAACUGCAUGAAAUUCUGAAGGAAUCUCAAACAAUCUCAAAAUGAAGGUGAAGAAAACGAAAACUCUAACAAAAAUAGAGUUUAUGGAGAGUUCAAAGCAGUAAGGAAAGUAUCGAUGAAUUCAUACAAAGAAAAUGCAUUAAAAUAUACACGAAAGUAUCUUUCAAAGGACCAAAUCCAGGAGAUACUAAGAGUUACAAGACAAAACUUUAACUACAUCAAGAGACUAAAAGAGGAUUACAGCCAAUAAGCAAGUAUUUUCCAGUAUAACUAAUUUUUCAACUCAGCA